Lacerta agilis (Sand lizard) is the source of this 4096-nucleotide messenger RNA. It is a transcript of the gene GOLT1B, whose product is annotated as golgi transport 1B. Lineage: Eukaryota; Metazoa; Chordata; Lepidosauria; Squamata; Lacertidae. The record is from RefSeq and is a predicted model, not a curated record. The transcript is spliced from 5 exons. Gene Ontology annotation, biological process: endoplasmic reticulum to Golgi vesicle-mediated transport; retrograde transport, endosome to Golgi. The coding region runs from base 196 to 612 and encodes 138 amino acids. Gene Ontology annotation, cellular component: membrane; endoplasmic reticulum.
GGAUCCGGCAGCCUGAGCUGAGGGAAGCGAGGAGAGGAGAGGAGGGGCUGCGUGUUUCCGGAAGACGUGGCGGCUGCUGCUACCGCUGCUCGCUACUGAGGCGGCUUCGUUGGUCCUCUCGCUCUUCCGCCGCCCUCAACCCUCUCCUCCUAAGAGUCCUGUCAGCGCGCGUUCCGCGCUGCUCUCGCCGUCGCCAUGAUUUCCCUCACGGACACUCAGAAAAUUGGAAUGGGUCUCACAGGUUUUGGAGUGUUUUUCCUUUUCUUUGGGAUGAUCCUAUUUUUUGACAAAGCACUUUUGGCUAUUGGGAAUGUUUUAUUCGUGGCUGGCCUGGCUUUUGUGAUUGGUUUAGAAAGGACAUUCAGAUUCUUCUUCCAGAAACACAAAGUGAAAGCCACAGGCUUCUUUCUGGGUGGUGUACUUAUAGUUCUUAUUGGCUGGCCCUUGAUAGGAAUGGUCCUUGAAAUUUAUGGCUUCUUUCUCUUAUUCAGGGGCUUUUUCCCUGUGGUGGUUGGUUUUAUUAGAAGAGUGCCGGUCCUUGGGUAUCUCUUGAAUUUACCUGGCAUUAGCUCACUUGUAGAUAAAGUUGGAGAAAGCAACAGCAUGGUAUAAUGGCAAGUGUGCCGAAGACUGGUUCUAAACUUAGAUUAUUUAUAAGGUCCUUCUGAAGAAAAGAUCAGCACAAAGAUUCUCUUGUGUACAGAGGCAAAGUUUGUAACGGUCUUGACGUAAGUUUUUUAAUUUACACCAUAGUCUGCAAAAUACAUUUUUAGCAAAGAGCAAGUGUGCAGCCAGGACUUUUUUCAGCACCAGGAAUUCUGUGAAUUGAACUGAAGAAAAAGUCAUGGGGAGAUCCAUGGUAUUAAAACUGUUCAAGACUACUUAAUGCUUUUGGGAUAUGAACUAAAUGCAGCAACUUCCCCCAUGAAACUAACAGUGCCUGUAACUUUUACCUCCUACUUUUGAAGGUGUAGCAGAGCAAAUAGGAGUCACCCUUCUCUCUUUCCUCCUGCCAGACUUCCUCCCCUCUCUUGAAUGAAGGUAAAUCACCCCCUCCUACAUUUUUUCUUCUGCUGAAAGCAAGAGUUCCCGUAAGCAUGAUGCUCAGUGUGUUUUAAGAUGGAUUGACUUUAACUGUGUGCGAUAGCAGAGGAUUCCACUGCACGAACAUGCUGUAUAAACCAUGUAAAUGUGUGGCUGAAAUACUGCUUUGUAGGAAAAUGUUUAAAGCCAAAGGUAAAUUCUGAUUGGGUGUGUAUUUUACCUUUUGGAAUAUGCAAAAACUAAUUAUUUUUUGUACUAAACUUCAGUCUUAAACCACUCUUGGUUUUAAUAUCCAUUUAGUUUGGCAGGGAUUAUGGGAACCAAUUUUACACUCCUUUUUGACUGGUUCUCCUUGAUACAUGUUACAUCUAUUUAUCACAAAAAGGAUAGAACCCUUUCUUAUUGAAUACGUUUUGUGUGCAUCAUGUUUAGCUCCUGAAAUGACUUGUUUUAAGGCGCUCAACACAUUUUAUGAACUCAGACCUGCUCAGCUAGCUGAACCUCUGAAAAGACACUUCAUUCCUGAAUAUUCCUGCUCUCUUGUCUGCAGCCAAUGUAACAUCCUGCAGCAUGCAACAUCCUGUUUUGUACACUGGCAAAGCACCUGGUUAUGCCGUAAAGGCACUAAGAUUUGGGCAUCCUAUCCUUGUUUUAGGAGAGCAUGUUACAAAGCUAAUUUAUUAUGUAAAUAACUUUUUCUGAAAACUAAGUAAAAAAAAUGUUAAGUAUGCUGGGAGGAAGUCUUGGGGAAUUGUAUUAUAGCAGCAUUGAUCAAGUGCCACAUCUCAAAGCCGUUUUUUAUUGCUGUGGCUUAAUUUUUUCCUAUCCCAGCAUUUAGGAAGGAUGCAUAUUUCAGCACCUGAAGAGUUUCUGUGCCACUUCAGGCAUUUCACUGAAGUGGCCAGUAUGGAAGUGUGAAUUGACUUACACUGGGACAGAACUUGCUUUGUUCCCAUUGCCCCGAAGAAGAUGCAGAUAUAUAAUGGAAAGGAAGCACAGCUAUUUCUGUUUCUCACCAUGUCUCUGCAAUGUCUGAUUGUGGCUCUUGUACAAAUAUCUAGUUCAAACUGGUGUUUGUAGGCAAAGCUGCAUAUAAGCCCCCAUCAAGAUGAACAUCUAUCAUCUGACUUGCGUGAGCAUUUGUGUUGAUGCAAACUGAUUUUGAAACACUGGUAUAAACCACUCUUGUCUGCUAAUGCCUAACAGAAGUAGCCAUUUUAAUCGAAUGAGUGAUUAUUUAAAUAGACAUUUUUAAUUGUGGUAAGCCAGUUUUUUUAAAAAAAAAACUUUGAAAAAGUAAUUGAUGCUUCUGGUUGAAAGAGCAAUCUGUGCAUGAGCUUCCCCAUUUUGCUGGCUUCCUCUUGAAGAAAGAAAAUUGUCUCUUAGGAAAAGCAAUAUUUUUUUGUUUUUUGCCAAAAAGCGCUGAAAUUGGUUUUCUUCAGUCCUGAAGCCAUUUGUGUACCUCCAUAUCAAUCUCACUGUGACAGAUGUUGCUGCCUGUAAAAAAAAAAAAAAUGGUUCCGAGGUUCCAGCUGCAAUUCUGAAAAAAAAUAAAAAUGCAAAUCCUGUUGAAUCAAAUGGGACACGCUCAUGAAAUAAGGUUUUGCAGCUCAAACUUUUUUCCUGGUGCUGUGUAUGCACUACUGUUUAAGCAGAACGCCUCUGGCAUAUGCUUGAUAAUCCCCACAUGCAGGUUUAACUGCACAGGAGUGCAUUUGUGAGUCAUUCCUGUAUCUGAAAUCAAUUAACCCAUAUUUGGGGCUCCAAGGGAUAUACUUAAGCUUUGGAGCAACUGAGCAAUUCAUACAUCAUUCCUAGAGCUGUAAUUGGGGUCUGUUCAGAUGUUGCUUUGACUUUGGGAUUCUAUCUAGGAAGAGUUAUGGAGCAGGUCACAGAUUUCUGUGUUCUUUUCCUUGCCCCUCACUUAGGAGGAGUAGGAACUAAAUGAACAGAGGACAACCAUCUAUGCUCCUGAUUCAACCAGGUACUACCAAGUCAGGGAGCUCCUAUGUUCAGAUAAAUGCCAAAUUUUCCUUUCUACCUGUAGGUAGAGAAACAGGAGGAAACUGCUACUACUGGGUACAAUCUCAUAGAGAAAUACAGUCUAAAUGCACCCUUAGUUUAAUCAUGCCCAUGUCAUGUUCUCAUGGCUCUGGUUUCUGGUUUCCUUGCAAGUAGGACGGACCUAUGUUGUUAAAUAGUGAAUGGUGGUAGCACUGUAGUCCUUUAGAAAGUAAAAGCGAAGACAAUUGACUUCUUAAAAUGGCCCGAUUUGAUAGAAAUCCUGCCAUUUUGUGGCGAGCGUUGCAUUAAUCUUUAAGCGCCUCUUUAAACAGACAGUAUGGGCAAAAGUGGUCAAUACACACAAACACCCAGUACAAUUAUUGUUUUGACUUCCCACAGCCCUGUAUGAUUAGAAAGGCAUGCAGAUCACUUCUGCACAUAAAAAUUGUGCAAGACUUUAAGAGUGGGUAGUACCUCUCACUGCCCUUCAGCGAAAUGGAAAGUUCUUCAAAAGUUAGCUCCCUUCUGACUAAUAUGCUGAGUUUAGAGGAUUCCGAAGACCUACGUUGGGGCAACAUCCUGAAGCUUCUCAAGGCUUUGACUUGUAAUUGGUAGCAGAGGUGGGCUGUGAGCAGAGCAUAACACCUGCAAUUUCCAAGGUAAUGUUCCUUGGCAGAUACAAAAUAUAUAUAUAUUGUGGUGUUGGUAUUAUGAAAGAGGUCAAAAUUAAUUUGUGCAAAGUUGGUAUUAUGAUAGAGGUCAGAACGACUCCGUAGCCUUAAGGCCACUAUCCUAUGUCUUUUACUUGGGAGUAAGCACACUGAACUCUGUGGGGCUUACUUUCAAGUAUGACAUGCAUAGGAUUGGGCUGCAUGUGUUGUAAUCUUUUGCAGAAAAAAAAUAUCUGUAACAACAAAAUACAUUUUCUCACAUUUAAAUGUAAUUCUUUAUUGCUGCUUUAAGAAUCACAUGAGAAUCUUGUCCUGGGGGGAAAAAUACUGUAAAUACACUUGUCAUACCUUGAAUAAAUGGGUACUUUUUCUAUUAA